AUAAAUGAUACCUAUUUGCCGAAAAAUACAUAAAGCUUCAGAAUGGUGACUAUGAGAACUCUUGUUAAAACAGCCGCUUAUAUCGGUAUCGGCGGCAUUACAGCUGUGUUAUUUCUGAAGGGCAGGAUGGAAGACCGUGUCCGAUCCCAGGUCUACUAUAAGGAUUCUUUGAAACUACUAAGGAAACAUCCAGGAGCAAUUACGCUACUAGGGGAACCCAUCAAAGAUUUGGGAUUUGAUUUUGGCCAAGAGAGCCAGAAAUACGGUGAUGGCAGGAUAGAGGGUUUUGAAGUGCCGGUUAAGGGAAGAAAUCAACGUGGAAAGUACUACUUCUGGGCGGAACACAAAGAUGAUAAGUGGAACAUAACGAGAGCUGAGCUCGAACUCAACAAGGAACCAGGUCGAAGGCUGUUGAUUCAUCAAUCGGAUCGGUGAAAGAAAUGUGCUUAGUAAGAUCCAAAUAUUAGAUAAAGCUCGGAUAAUUUAUAUAAUUAGUAAAUAAUUUAAAACACUAAAAAUGCCUUUAUGUAAAUUUUCGAAUAUGUACAUACUACUUAUUUUAUAUGUUAAAUGAGUUGCUAGAUUAAGGUCACUAAACACCAUAAAUUCUUUUUUUUGCAAAUUUUUAAAAAUUAAGUUUUAAUACAAGUCAACAGUCGAGUUAACUAGAGUUAAGAGAAGAUAAGUGUAGAACAGAUAAGUGGAAGCUAAAAUCCAAACACGUAGGUACAUACUACCUUCUACACGUUUUAGGUUCUAUAGGCAGCGAAAGGACGCUGUUCUGCUUAUAAUAUACUGAUAGGUACCUCGCUCUUCCACCAUUGACCGGCACAUAAGGUU
Messenger RNA from Sabethes cyaneus, 840 nucleotides. RefSeq lists its product as uncharacterized. The transcript is spliced from 2 exons. Gene Ontology annotation, cellular component: mitochondrial inner membrane. Lineage: Eukaryota; Metazoa; Arthropoda; Insecta; Diptera; Culicidae. Gene Ontology annotation, biological process: mitochondrial respiratory chain complex IV assembly; mitochondrial respiratory chain complex I assembly. Bases 43 to 435 code for a protein of 130 amino acids. The record is from RefSeq and is a predicted model, not a curated record.